Molecule: messenger RNA, 1264 nt
Organism: Olea europaea var. sylvestris
Lineage: Eukaryota; Viridiplantae; Streptophyta; Magnoliopsida; Lamiales; Oleaceae
Exons: 6
Coding region: 474-962 (162 amino acids)
Source: RefSeq, a predicted model, not a curated record
CAAAAAGGUCUAACCAGUAGUUUCCUUGCAGUUUACUUUGACCUUGCAAAGAAGAAGAGCAAGAAGAGGAGCUUAGACAAUCCAUUUCUCACUUUUUCUUUUUUUUUAUUCCAGCUUAUAAUUGCUCUCAUAAUUUUCUAUGCUCAACUGAAAAGUCCUGUAAGAAAACCACCUGUUCAUCUUCAAGCUUGCUUUUUGUGGGGGGAGGUGUGGUAUGGUGAGCGGCAGAGAGCUAAUUUUGAGAGUGAAAAAUCAAGAAUAAUAAGAGGAUUUACUUUAGAUCUCGGGUCACGAGACUUGUGGUGUGAUAUUGCAGUUCAUUUCAUAUAGCACUUGAUUUCUAACUUGUUUAUUCUUAAUCCUUGCAUACUGAAAACUAAAAAAUAAAAAUCUUGAUGUUGCUCUGGAUUUUUGGGCUUGUUUUCUUGGGCUAUAAGAGUAUUUGAGUUUUUGGAGGGUUUUUUAAUACUGUAAUGGGGAUUUGCUUGAGCAACCAAGUCAAGGCUGAGAGAUCUUUUCAUAUUGGUGGUAUUUCUUCUAAAAAUGCCUGUGGAAAUGGGAACGGGCUAAGUAAUCCAAGCAGCAAGGCUUCAUCUGCUUCUGUACUCUCGACUCCUAAGAGUGAGGAGUAUUUGAGUUUUCAGAAGUACUGUAAUGGGAUUUGCUUGAGCAAUAAAAUCAAGGCUGAGAGCCCUUUCCACACUGGUGUUGUUUCUUCUAAAUAUGUCGGUGGAAAUGGAACUGAGCUAAGUAAUCCAAGCAGCAAGGCCUCAUCCACUUUUAUAUCCCCAUUUCCUCGGAGUGAGGGUGUUAUUUCGUCUAAAAAUGUCAGUGGAAAUGGGACGGAGCUAAGUAAUCCAAGCAGCAGGGCCUCAUCUGCUUCUAUACCCUCGAUUACUUGGAGUGAGGGUGUUAUUUCUUCUAAAUAUGUCCGUGAAAAAAGGAGCAGAAAUUCAAUCUGAAGGCAGCCACAAGAAGCUUUCACCCAGACAAUAUAUUAGGAGAAGUUGGUUUUUAUUUCAAGGGAUGGUUGAUGAACACUCGCAGCGUUGAAGCCUAGGGUAGGGAUGGUGAUAGGUGUUAAGAUGCUAAACCCAAACGGGUCAUAGGGUCACAAAGAAUGGUUGGUAUGUACAAUUUUCGUAUUAAAAUUCCCUACUUUAUAAAGAAGCAAGUCAGUUCUGUAAUUAGAAAUGCAUCUAUGCACAGUUGAAAACACCAAUGUACUUGGAAAUUUGUUAAGCAUAUUUGUUGUUUAAUUUUA